AUGGAGUUCUCUCCCGAGUCUCCUGGCUCCAGGGAGGCACCUUCUUCGCCGACGGCCUCCCCUUUGUCACCGAAGAGGGCAAGCUACAUGAAGCACUGGUUUGCCACCGGCAGCAACCUCUCCCGCCAGCACGUCUCCGGCGAGGAUAUCCGCAAGAUCUGGUUGUUCAGCGUCCGCGCGAUGCAGGCCCGCGCCGAGUUGAAGAGGAGGCAGCUUGAGCUGUCCGAGAGGAUGCUGAAAGAGCGGCGGAGCGGGUUUGCGAGCACGCUCUUGUCGACGUGCGCCACCAGCUACCAGUGGAAGCUCUUCGUUGUUGUUCAUCUCGUUAUCACCUUCUUGACUUGA
Prorocentrum cordatum is the source of this 345-nucleotide messenger RNA. Lineage: Eukaryota; Dinophyceae; Prorocentrales; Prorocentraceae. The record is from the annotation of a GenBank genome assembly.